UAUCCGACGAUCCUCCUUUGUUACACGAUGCCUCAAAAUAACGAUCUGUUUAUUCGCCACUUUCUACUUUUCUGCACUGCUGUUGUCGCCAUAGACGCUCACACCUUCUGUCAAGUUUGAAGAGGCACGGCCAGAUAUGUUUCCCUGCAUGGUCCAGGCGCAGCUUUUUCGCCAAUCGCAGGGCAUGCUCGCCUGGAUUCGUCUGUGCCCAGUCCUGUACAUCUGCGCCGUGGUGCUGUGUCUCUGUUGCGCCAAGUAUGUGUUCCCGUGGAUGAGGUCUCUGUGGAUUUUGAGGACUGCUCCUAAGCCGCCCCAGAAAUGGGCAUUUUCGAUUAUGUUCGAAAUGUGGGAACGCAUGUCCCGAAUGGAUCCGAGUUUGAAAGUGACUGCAAAGAAUUAUCAUAUUUCAGGAAUUUUCAAUUACCUGGAAAGCAAGUUUGACGAGAUCAUCGAUCACGAUUUCACUGUCGUCUACUUCGGUUUACAACCCUUUCUGCUCGGUACGACACCUGAUACAGUCGAGGCUAUACUUACGAAUUCCCAGAACCUCAACAAGCCGUUCCUGUAUAACAUGCUGAAGCCGUGGGUCGGAACAGGUAUAUUAACAAGUGACAAAGAGCUGUGGAGGACAAAGCGAAAAGCCAUCACGCCAGCAUUCCACUUCAAAAUCCUGGACGACUACGUUCCCGUCAUGAACAGAAGGGCGUUGCAGCUGGUGCAGAGACUGCGGGCGCAAGACUUGGGAGAAUACAUCGACGCCCUUCCUGUGAUACGAAAGGCAGCCUUCGGAAUCCUAUUCGAAACUGUACUUGGAGUGGAAAUUGAAGAGGAUGAGGUGGAGAGAAAGGGUCUACUGGAAGUCAACGAUGAGCUGGGAGAGCUGUUCUUCUCCCGGGUUAGCCAGCCGUGGAUGUGGCUAGACGCAGUGUACAACCUUACAUCGGAAUCGGCAGAGUUUAGCCGAUGCCUGAGUAUCAUUCACACGUUCACUCGAAAGGGCCACGAUACCACGGCAGUUGGCAUUAGCUGGGCACUUUACAUGAUUGGACUUCACCAGGACGUGCAGGACAAGAUCGUCGAAGAGCUCGAUGAAAUCUUCGGCAGCGACACCGAGAGGGAUGCUACAAUGGAAGACGUUAGGAGGAUGAAGUACCUGGAAUGUGUACUUAAGGAAUCGCUGCGUCUUUUCCCAUCAGUUCCGCUUAUAGGAAGGGAACUGCAAGAAGACUGGCAAUAUGCUGGCACGAACUUUCCAAAGGGAACCAUCUGCACCAUAUUCAUCUACAGCUUGCACAGGGAUCCAAAGACAUUUCCGAAGCCUGAGGAGUUCAUUCCAGAGAGAUUCCUCCCCGAAAACUGCGUCGGAAGGCACCCCUUUUCAUACGUGCCCUUCUCGGCAGGACCUAGAAACUGCAUUGGUCAAAAGUUUGCGCUGAUGGAGAUGAAAACGCUGGUGUCCAGAGUGCUCAGGAACUACAGGUUACAGUCCAUGUACCACAGAGACAAGGUGCAAAUGGUGUCCGAACUGGUACUGAGGUCGCGAAAUGGGCUUCACAUCAAGAUCUCGGAACGACAACACUGAACCGAGCGAGCGGUGCCUCACCCGAACCUGUACAUAUUUAUUCCUUCAACAAGACAAGGAAUAUGCAACGCCCAGCCGCACCUAAAGCAGCUCUGCGAAGUGAGCAAUCCUUGAGAAGAACUGUGCUCUGGUCUACAACGACGGAGGGGAUGCAAGAAAACUUGGCCCGUGGCAGCCAUAGAAUCCCCCAUGAACAUGGCCUUCAUGCGAAGCGAUGACCAACGCAACUAAUCUGCUCAUUAUAAGUGCUGUCUUCCAAAGCUUCCUUGUCGGAACGAACGAAGGCAAAAGCUCAACCUUCGGUCCAAGCGUUGAGGAUUUUUCACACCGGUGACGACGAGGUUGAGCUGAUAUUGUAAAUAAGAUGCGAACUACAGUGACGCCCGUCGAAUUUUACUGAC
Messenger RNA from Ornithodoros turicata, 1983 nucleotides. RefSeq names its product cytochrome P450 4V2-like. The transcript is spliced from 10 exons. The coding region runs from base 137 to 1582 and encodes 481 amino acids. The record is from RefSeq and is a predicted model, not a curated record. Gene Ontology annotation, molecular function: heme binding; iron ion binding; oxidoreductase activity, acting on paired donors, with incorporation or reduction of molecular oxygen. Lineage: Eukaryota; Metazoa; Arthropoda; Arachnida; Ixodida; Argasidae.